GUCAGUCUACACUCAGUCCUCGGCCUAUUAAAACUGUUUUCGAUUCAUUUCGGCAUAAAAAAACAAAAUUUGGUGAAAAAGUUCAAGAUGUUGCGAAUGCUGCGUCAGAAGUGUCGUUCGCUCAUAGACAGAGGCUUGCCGUGCCUGGAGUCGAUAAUGAAUGCCUGCACCCAGCUGAAGGGCAACUGGGCCAGGGAGCUGAGGCCCCAAAUGACGAAUCCUGGCGGUUCCAGUGUUCUCCGCCAGCACCUGGUGCGCCGCAACUACAGCAGCAAGUCCGACGACAACUGCGGGGCUCCGAAGGAGUGCGAGACAGAGGCGACGUCUGCUUCCAAGAGCUGUGGUCCCGCCCGCUUCAAGGGCACCAUCUGCGAUGCGGGCAAGGCCAAGAAGAAGGCUGCUCCCGCAAAGGAGAAGCCCAAGGCGAAGAAGGCCAAGAAGUUCAAGUCGAUGUGGGACAUCCCCGGCUGCGAGUACGAGCCCAAGUGCGAUGUGAACGUGCGCCUGGACAUCAAGCACUACCGCAUCUCGAACAAGGAGGCCCGCGAGUACCAGGUGACCUGGAACGAGUGCCCCCGGCUGGUGAUCAAGCCCAAGAAGGUGUGCAUCCACCACAAGCACCCGCGCCCCAAGCCCUGCCGUCGCCAGCGAAAGGAAGCCUCGGCCACCGCCCGGCCCUCGAUGCCCAUGCUCAAUCCCAUGGAGUGCAAGUCCCCGGAGGAUGGCAGUCCGUGUCCCCGCUGGACGCUCCCCUGCUGCAAGCCCAGCCGCGUACCGCCCAGCUGCCACAGAGUGCGUCGCCUGACCGACUGCAAGAAGAAGCCGGCUCCCUACCCCAGUUUCUCCGAGUGCCAGAGGGACGAGCUCACCAAGGCCCCUCCCAUUGAGUGCCUGUGCCUCCAAACUCCCAUGGCCUGCGAGAUGUGGGCGGAGCUCAGAAGGAGGAUCGCCAGAGGCAAGGGAGCUGUGCUCAAGUGCGGUGAAAUGUAGGCGGCCGGGAGCGGUAGCUCCUCCGAUGAGUUGAACUCAACAACUGGGCACAUUCCUGCCCGUACUUCACCCCAGUCUACACUUCAAAAUUCCAAUUUUCAAAUACUUCCCAAGCCAUAAACUCCAUUCGCCUUUUUCGAUCCCAAACUCCGAAAUUCAAAAUGCUGCCGGAACAAUGCGGGAAGAUCCUCCACAGAAGCCUCGUGCCCUUGGCCAUCCGGUUGUCCAGCUGCGCGGGUUCCAAGGGCGGCAAGUCGGACUCCAAGUGCAGCACCAAGUCGAACAGCAAGCCGGAACCCAGUUGCAAGCGCUCCGCGAAGAAGAAGAGCUGCUCGAAGGUGCCAACUCCCUUUCCCAGUUACUCGGAAUGCAAGAGAAAGCCCACCGAUCCAAAGCCUUCCAAGGAGUGCGAUUGCUGGGACUUCGACAAGUGCUGACUUUGGGGAUUGGAGGACAACCUGGAACUACGCUUCAUCCACAGUGUCACAAAAUUCAGACUGAAGACUCAAUAAUUAUAAUUCGAUUCAUGUAUACCGUUGGUGGCGUUGGAAGGCCAGGUGUCUGUCCAUGUCGAACUAUUCGCGUUUAUCUGGGCACCGAUUUUGAAGCUUUAUCUAAGACCGACUUCUUACCGACGUUAGAAAAUAUAACAUUGCAAUAAGUUUCAA
This is a messenger RNA of Drosophila ficusphila, 1658 nucleotides long. RefSeq lists its product as uncharacterized. The transcript has a single exon. Lineage: Eukaryota; Metazoa; Arthropoda; Insecta; Diptera; Drosophilidae. Bases 88 to 990 code for a protein of 300 amino acids. The record is from RefSeq and is a predicted model, not a curated record.